AUGGCACCCUCGCGAACAUCAAAGGCGACAAGAAAUUCUCACCUGACUAAUGGCGACAAUAAACCUGGAAUGCCUGGAGUCCAAAAACUCAAAUCAUCGCUAAGACAGACACAAAGACUGCUCACAAAGGAAAACCUAGCAGCAGAUGUACGCGUCACAACAGAACGACGGCUAAAAGCUCUGGAGGCCGAACUUGCUGAGGCAGAGCAAAGUAGGAAAGAACGAGCACUGGGAAUGCGCUACCACGGAGUAAAGUUUUUCGAGAGGCAAAAGGUCCUGCGGAAAGUGAAACAGGUCAAGAAGAAACUUUCCAGCACUCCCGAAUCCGAAAAGAAAACUCUAGAGUCGUCACUUUUCGAUGCGCGCGUUGAUCUGAAUUAUAUCUUGCAUUACCCCAAAUUGAAGAAAUACAUCUCACUCUUCCCCCCAGAAAUACGGCACCCCGAAACGCAGCGAAAUUCCACCAACUCAUCGGAAACCAAUACACAGAGACAACAAAUCAAAGAUCAAAUACGGCAGCAGAUGCUCGAUGCGGAGCUUCCACUCGAACCAGAGCUACAUUUGUCUACAGACACCAAUCUACCUACGAAAAAGCGAAUCGCAAAGCGCGGCGAAAUCACCUCCUCUGCUCCUGUGGCCAACACGGAACAAGACGACGACUUUUUCGGUGAUGAUGAUGAAGAUGACGAUAAGGGUUCAUGA
This is a messenger RNA of Guyanagaster necrorhizus, 702 nucleotides long. RefSeq lists its product as uncharacterized. The transcript is spliced from 4 exons. Gene Ontology annotation, biological process: maturation of SSU-rRNA from tricistronic rRNA transcript (SSU-rRNA, 5.8S rRNA, LSU-rRNA). NCBI's taxonomy places the organism in Eukaryota, Fungi, Basidiomycota, Agaricomycetes, Agaricales, Physalacriaceae. The record is from RefSeq and is a predicted model, not a curated record. Gene Ontology annotation, cellular component: preribosome, small subunit precursor; nucleolus. Bases 1 to 702 code for a protein of 233 amino acids.